Molecule: messenger RNA, 882 nt
Organism: Perkinsus marinus ATCC 50983
Lineage: Eukaryota; Perkinsozoa; Perkinsida; Perkinsidae
Exons: 8
Coding region: 1-882 (293 amino acids)
Source: RefSeq, a predicted model, not a curated record
AUGGAACACUCCGAGCGCCUAGAUGCCGUCACGGUGGAGCGCUCUCCAGUAACUAUCAACACCGACCAAGACGUACGAGCCACUUUCGGAAGUGUAUCCACAUUCUAUGAUCUCGGGUCGACCCCCCAGGGCAACUGGGAAGGGUCGGACGGGACGCCUCUAUCAGCGCAUUUAGCUGCCGGUCGGGGCUUCAGGAUACCCGAUGAGGACCUCACUGCUCUGGUGGAAAAGGUGAUAUCAUCCCAUUCGACGGAGCGUGAGCGGCACAUGUCUUUGGGUCAUUGCUUGGGCGCGGCUAUUGAAUCUGAUAGGGAGGGAAGUAUCACGAGGAUUUUCAGCACACUAGGAUCCACUCCGCCCCGUCACCCUACGCUCGCCUCUCUGUUGCUGGUCUACCUUCUGACCCGUUCCUCACCUCUAGAGUACAAGGGACUCCUAGAGGCAUCAGCUGCUUGUGCUGGUGACAGGGAGGAUGAGCUCACUACUGUUGAUGCAUAUCGGAUUCGCCUGGCAACAUUAGUAUCACCUUUGGCUACUGAGCUUCUGGAUGACACUGACAAUGCUCAUUCCAUGAGUCUGUCUUUUGUCAAUUUCAUCAACCAUAUUGUGCGCGGUAGUGCUCAGGCAAGUCGAGAGGCAGCAAAGAGAGAAAGGAUAGAAGGUGGUUGGCGAGAUAUUUAUGACAUUUCUGAGCUCAUCGGGAAGCCCCAGUUGUAUCCCCCUGAUGCCAAUCGCGAGUUCACGGAUGUUGGUUCGUUGUUUUUCCCUGUGGUCGAUCCGAUCGAGAAAGUAGUCUAUGAGGCCAAUGACGGCUUCCAUUAUGUGAAUGAUAAGGUGAUGCUCUUGGUUAUGUUCUCGGUGAUGGAGUCACUGUUAGACUGA